Messenger RNA from Orbicella faveolata, 552 nucleotides. RefSeq names its product D-inositol 3-phosphate glycosyltransferase-like. Lineage: Eukaryota; Metazoa; Cnidaria; Anthozoa; Scleractinia; Merulinidae. The record is from RefSeq and is a predicted model, not a curated record.
UAAGAAUAAACUAAAGGAAUUGCUCUGUGAAGUCGACCUUGCCAUCAUGCCAUCAAGGGCGGAAGGUUUUGGAUUGUUCGCUCUUGAAGCGUUAUCUGCUGGUCUUCCUAUUCUUGUGAGCGGUAACUCUGGAUUUGGAGAGGCAUUACAGGCCAUACCUUAUGGCAGCUCAUUUGUUGUGGAUUCUGAGGAUUACAAGAAGUGGGCAAAGGCAAUCACUGCUGUCCGUCAGAAAGACAGAGCACUACGAUUGGAAGAGAUUCAGAUGCUUCGGGCAUACUAUGAAAAGGAGUAUAGCUGGCAGACGCAGGGCGAAGAUCUUAUUGACAAGAUGUGGAACUUGGUUCAUGAUUAAGCGAACAUCAAGAACAGAUCAAAACGUGGCAGAGUAACGAGGCGACUGUAUUUUGAUAUUCUUUGCCUGUCGUCGAGCAAUAGAUCCGACCGACCCUUGAUGUCAUGACCCAAGUUGGGAUAUUUCUUUGGUUCAUUAAACAUAGUUCUCUACAACUCCCCGCGGAUCGAGAGCUCGUGUGUAGACUGGAGCCGAGC